CAAGCUUUGGUUUGGUUGCAUGAGGUGGCCCACGCCAACAAUGCUGGGCUCACUCCCCGUUUCUCUCCUCGCUCUCGCUCAGCUGGCCCCGGUUGUGUCAGCUCGUGCCAACACCACGUCAUGGAACACGCCCACCUCCCCGUACGGCCUCUCCAGUCUCACUCCGCUACGAGACGAGAAAUGCCCACCAUGCUUCAACUGUCUCCUCCCCGCCUUCACCUGCGGCCAAUACGGCGAAUGCAAUGAAUGGGACGGCCAGUGUAAAUGUCCCCCGGGUUGGGGCGGCAUCGACUGCCUUACCCCCCAGUGCGGCUCGCUGAGUGACGGAGAACACAGACCACUUAGACAGGGCGACCAGUGCGAGUGUAAUGAUGGUUGGGGCGGUAUCAACUGCAACGUAUGCGAAACAGAUGACGCGUGCGUCGGCUUCCCUCUCGCCGGCGGCAUCGAAUCCGGUAGCGGCGACAGCAACGGCGUCGCCAACAUGACGUGUCACAAGGGCGGCAAAACCAUCUUCGCCAAUCACCAGAUGUGCGACAUCACCAACCGCAAAAUCCUAGACAUGCUCCCCGACCGCCCGCCGCAAGUCACAUUCAGCUGCGACGCCGAGGACGCGACGUGCUCAUUCCAGUUCUGGACCGCCCGCCAGGAGUCGUUCUAUUGCGCGCUCGACACGUGCACGUCCGACGUCACGCCCGGGUACGACACCAAUACGACGAGCUACGCGUGCGACAGGAUCAAGUGCAAGUGCAUCACGGGUCGGUUUUUGUGUGGCGAGGACGGGAGUGUCGACAUCAGCGACUUUCUCAAGGAGGAGAUCCGCGGGCCGGCGAAGUUCAGCUGCAAGACGGGCCAGGGGUGCAAGUUCGAGGAGCCGGCGAUGAAUAGCCUCAUCAAUGAUAUUUUUGGCGAUGGGUAUAUCACGCUCAAUUGCAACGGCGGCGAGUGUCUGCAUUAUUCGCAGGUGCCCGGAUAUGUGAGACCGCCGAAGCCGGAUAACACGAAGAUGGUCGCGGUCAGCGCUGCUGGUGCUGGGUUGAUCGUUAUCGCAGUUGUAGCACUCCUCUGGUGGGCCGGCCGCUCGCGCAGCGGCAGCGACUGGGGCAAGAUCCGGCUCCCCGAAAACGAGCAGUCGAAGCUGAUGACCGACCACGUCCCCGCCUCUCUCCACUUCUCCAACAUCACGUACACGCUCACCGGCGGCGGAGUCGGGAACGGCGGGGGCGGCGGGCAGCGCACGAUCCUCGACGGGAUCUCGGGCGCGGUGAAGCCCGGGCAGGUCAUGGCGAUCAUGGGCGCGUCGGGCGCGGGCAAGUCGACGUUCCUCGAUAUUCUCGCGCGCAAGCGCAAGCGGGGCGUGGUGGGCGGGCGGACGCUGGUGAACGGGCGGGAGGUGGCGGACGCGCAGUUUAAGAAGGUGGUGGGGUUCGUGGACCAGGAGGACACGCUGAUGAGCACGUUGACGGUGUAUGAGACGGUGCUGUAUAGUGCGCUGUUGAGGUUGCCGCGGGAGAUGAGUCUCGAGGCGAAGAAGUUUAGGACGCUGGAGACGAUGAAUGAGUUGGGGAUACUGGGGAUUCGGGAUGCGAGGAUUGGGGAGAGCGGGAGGAGGAGUAUCAGUGGUGGGGAGAAGAGGAGGGUGAGUAUUGCGUGUGAGCUGGUGACGAGCCCGAGUAUUUUGUUUUUGGAUGAGCCGACGAGCGGUCUGGACGCGUACAACGCGCACAACGUCGUCGAGUCGCUCGUGACGCUCGCGCGCGACUACAACCGCACGGUCGUGUUCACGAUCCACCAGCCGCGCUCGAACAUCGUCGCGCUUUUUGACCAGCUCGUCGUGCUCGCGCAGGGCAAGACGGUGUACUCGGGAGAAUUUGCGAAGUGUCAGGCGUACUUUGAGAGUAUCGGGCAGCCGUGUCCGGCUGGGUUUAAUAUUGCGGAUUAUUUGAUCGACCUCACGGUAAACGCGUCCAUGGAGCCCAAGUCCCCCGGCAGCCCCGCAGGCGACGUGCUCUCCUCCGCAGCCACCGAAGCGGGCAUCGACAUGGGCGACGAAGAACAGGGCCUCCUCUCCCCCUCCUCCGGACACGGGCACUCGCGCGGCUCGUCCAGCGCCGAAAACCACACGGCGGUCGACGACACGGCCGGGCCCGACACCGAGUCGACGGAGCUCCGGACGCGGCGCAUCUCGAUCUCGUCGUCGCUCCGCCGGAAGACGCAUCAGCUGCUCGAGGCGGUGCGCCCGACGCCGGCGGGGGACGCGCCGUUGCCGCCGAAGCUCGCGGAGCUGGUGCAUGCGUAUGAGGCGAGCGGGGUUGCGGCGGGGAUACGGGCGGAGACGGAGGAGGUUGAGCGUGCGCAGCAGGCGCAGGAUCAUCGGGCUGUCGAUGGCACCGGAAACGGGAAUGGGAGUGGGAAUGGCGAGCUGAGAGACGUGGUGGUGGAGAGCACGCUGUUGAGGGGGCGGAGGCGCGCGAGCUGGGGCACGCAGUUUAGGAUUCUGAGUGGACGGGCGUUUAAGAAUCUGUAUCGGGAUCCGGCGCUGCUCGCUGCGCAUUAUUUGUCGGCGAUUUUGGUUGCACUGGUUUGCGGUCUCUUCUUCCACAACGUCGGGAACGAUAUCGCUGGCUUCCAGAACAGGCUCGGCAUAUUCUUCUUCACCCUGGCGCUCUUCGGCUUCUCGUGUCUGUCAAGUUUGGGACUGUUCGCGAACGAGCGGAUCUUGUUCAUGCGCGAGAGGGCCAAUGGAUACUAUUCCUCGUUUACGUACUUCUCGUCCAAGGUCCUAUUCGACAUCCUGCCGCUGCGCCUCGUGCCCCCGCUCGUGUUCGGCGGGAUCGUGUACGGCAUGGUCGGGCUCGUGCCGACCGUCGCGGCGUUUUGGAAGUUCAUGUUUACGCUCGUGCUGUUCAAUCUGACGACCGCGAGCGUGAUCCUGCUGCUCUCGAUCACGUUCUCGAGCACAAGCGUCGCCUCGCUCGUUGGCACGCUCGUUAUGCUGUUCAACCUGCUGUUUACGGGCCUCCUGAUCAACCGGGAGACGGUGACGCCUUUCUUGCAGUGGCUGCACACCGUCUCGUUCUUCCACGCCGCGUUUGAGGCGCUCGCGGUCAAUGAGCUGCGCUACCUCCAGCUCAAGGAGAUCAAGUACGGCGUCGAGCUCGACGUCCCUGCUGCGACGAUCCUAUCCAUAUUUGGCCUGCGCGCUCAGUCGUUCUGGUGGCCAAAUAUCUCGUUGCUCGCUAUCUUCUUCGCGACGUUCACGACCGCGAGCUUCCUCGUGCUGCACUUCUUCGUCAAGGAAAAGCGGUGAUAUACGCCGGCUUCAAGGUAGCCGCCCUCCCCUGCCGAUUAGUCUAGCGUGCAUGGGGAGCUUGAAGGGAAGUCGAAGUUGGUUACAUUACGUCCCGCAGCGAUGGGGUGGAGCAUGUUGAACGCUAAAGUUGCGCGGUCGCCAUCCUCCCCCGAGCAUCGAGAAUACAGUUACCUAUUAGCAUCCAUUAUGCGUACGCUUUUCUGUAUAUUAGUACUUAGCCCAUAUAUACGCGCUACUUGUUCCAUAGGACCACGACGACGCGUCGGGUUGAAUCGAGUUGUUGAC
Coniophora puteana RWD-64-598 SS2 is the source of this 3598-nucleotide messenger RNA. RefSeq lists its product as uncharacterized. The transcript is spliced from 18 exons. The record is from RefSeq and is a predicted model, not a curated record. Bases 41 to 3310 code for a protein of 1089 amino acids. Gene Ontology annotation, molecular function: ATP binding; ATP hydrolysis activity; ABC-type transporter activity. NCBI's taxonomy places the organism in Eukaryota, Fungi, Basidiomycota, Agaricomycetes, Boletales, Coniophoraceae. Gene Ontology annotation, cellular component: membrane.